Erigeron canadensis is the source of this 1794-nucleotide messenger RNA. RefSeq names its product pyruvate decarboxylase 1-like. The transcript has 6 exons. NCBI's taxonomy places the organism in Eukaryota, Viridiplantae, Streptophyta, Magnoliopsida, Asterales, Asteraceae. Gene Ontology annotation, molecular function: thiamine pyrophosphate binding; magnesium ion binding; carboxy-lyase activity. The record is from RefSeq and is a predicted model, not a curated record. Bases 1 to 1794 code for a protein of 597 amino acids.
AUGGAUACAAAUGGCGAUCUAGGUAGACCUCCCAAAGUCAAUGGUGCCAGCUGCGUACAACCAUGCACCAUACCAUUAUUCACGGCAACUCAUGUAAAGGAUGCAACACUCGGCGGGCACCUAGCUCGACGUCUAGUUGAGAUAGGUGUUUCAGAUGUGUUUUCUGUACCUGGUGACUUUAACCUUACUUUGCUAGAUCAUCUUAUUGCUGAGCCGGGGCUUAACCUCGUUGGGUGCUGCAACGAGCUUAAUGCAGGGUAUGCUGCAGAUGGUUAUGCUAGGUCACGUGGAGUUGGUGCGUGUGUUGUUACGUUUACUGUUGGUGGACUUAGUGUGCUUAAUGCCAUUGCUGGUGCGUAUAGUGAGAAUCUCCCUGUUAUAUGUAUCGUUGGUGGACCAAAUUCGAAUGAUUAUGGAACUAGCAGGAUCCUUCAUCAUACCAUUGGAUUGCCUGAUUUUAGCCAGGAGCUUCGGUGUUUCCAAACGGUCACUUGCUUUCAGGCUGUGGUGAAUAACUUGGAAGAUGCACAUGAACUGACUGAUACUGCGAUUUUUACUGCUUUGAAAGAGAGCAAGCCUGUGUAUAUCAGCAUUGGCUGUAACUUGCCUGCAAUCCCUCAUCCCACUUUUAGCCGAGAACCCGUUCCAUUUUCUUUGUCUCCCAAAUUAAGUAAUAAUAUGGGUUUGGAAGCUGCUGUUGAGGCUGCAGCAGAGUUCUUGAACAAGGCAGUAAAGCCCGUAAUGGUUGGUGGCCCUAGAAUGCGUGUAGCAAAUGCAUGCCAGGCAUUUGUUGAACUAGCAGAUGCUUCAGGUUAUGCCGUGGCAGUGUUGCCAUCAGGAAAAGGUCUAGUUCCCGAGCACCAUCCCCACUUCAUUGGAACAUAUUGGGGUGCUGUAAGCACGGCAUUCUGUGCUGAAAUUAUUGAAUCAGCGGACGCUUAUAUGUUUGUUGGGCCCAUAUACAACGAUUACAGCUCUGUAGGGUACUCUCUUCUUCUCAAGAAAGAGAAGGCGCUUAUUGUGCAUCCUGAUCGGGUUGUAAUAGGAAAUGGGCCAAGUUUUGGUUGUAUUAAUAUGAAAGAUUUCUUGCUUGCUCUAGCCAAACGGCUUAACAAAAACACCACUGCUUAUGAGAAUUACCAGCGGAUUUAUGUGCCAGAAGGGCAUCCUCUACAAUGUUCCCCAAAGGAGCCAUUGAGGGUGAAUGUUCUGUUUAAACACGUACAGAAGAUGUUGUCCAGUGACACAGUUGUGAUCGCUGAAACAGGUGAUUCUUGGUUCAACUGCCAAAAACUAAGACUGCCACAAGGAUGCGGAUAUGAAUUCCAGAUGCAAUAUGGUUCCAUUGGUUGGUCUGUUGGUGCAACCCUUGGUUAUGCACAGGCUGCAACUGAUAAGAGAGUGAUUUCAUUCAUUGGUGAUGGCAGCUUUCAGGUUACAGCACAAGAUGUGUCAACAAUGUUGCGGUGUGGGCAGAAAAACAUCAUUUUCCUCAUAAAUAAUGGUGGUUACACAAUCGAAGUACAAAUCCAUGACGGGCCAUACAAUGUGAUUAAGAAUUGGAACUACACUGGAUUAGUUGAUGCCAUCCACAAUGGCGAGGGCAACUGUUGGACGACAAAGGUACAUUGUGAAAAAGAUUUGAUUGAAGCAAUCCAGACAGCAACUGAAGAUAAAAAGGAUUGUUUGUGCUUCAUUGAAGUGAUAGUUCACAAAGAUGACACGAGCAAAGAGUUGCUCGAAUGGGGUUCAAGAGUGUCCGCUGCUAAUAGCCGUCCUCCUAACCCUCAGUAA